Messenger RNA from Medioppia subpectinata, 368 nucleotides. NCBI's taxonomy places the organism in Eukaryota, Metazoa, Arthropoda, Arachnida, Sarcoptiformes, Oppiidae. The record is from the annotation of a GenBank genome assembly.
CGAUGAUCUCCUGUCCCGACACUAAAUUUUUGUGUCCAACAGAAAAAUUAUGUAUUAAUAAAGAGAAACUUUGCGACGGGAAACAGGACUGUAAGGAUGGCGCCGACGAGAAGGACGCCUGUUCGUCCAAACUGUGCGAUUCUUUGUCGUGUGAAUACAAGUGCAGGGCUUCCCUCGAAGGCGGGACCUGUUAUUGUAAGGACGGGAAGACCAUUAACCCGAAAGACCAGAGAACGUGUAUAGAUCAGGACGAGUGCAAAGAAUGGGGUUCUUGUGAUCAGAUCUGUAUUAAUACACCGGGCAGUCACCAGUGCCAGUGCGGGUCCGGCUAUUCAUUGGUUGAGCCCCGACAUUGCAAAGCCACUAAU